Aspergillus sclerotioniger CBS 115572 is the source of this 1947-nucleotide messenger RNA. RefSeq names its product F-box protein. The record is from RefSeq and is a predicted model, not a curated record. The coding region runs from base 488 to 1753 and encodes 421 amino acids. NCBI's taxonomy places the organism in Eukaryota, Fungi, Ascomycota, Eurotiomycetes, Eurotiales, Aspergillaceae. The transcript has 3 exons. Gene Ontology annotation, molecular function: protein binding.
AAUUUCUAUUUGGCUCACACCAAGCCAUCGCAUCGCUUAAGCAGUAUUGUAUCAGGCAAAACUGUAGCCAAGGUGAUUGGGAAGUUCAGGGUCAAAGAAAGUAGUAACGAGAGAAAAGCCAGCCGCAAAUUAGCAGACUGACACCCCCAAUCCAGUUUCAGAUGGGAGCGCUUCUCCCUUCUCCCACCAUUGUUCCAUCUUCAAAUAAUGUCACCCUCUUGUUCUUCUCACCAUUCAUCGCCAAUAAUCCAUCUCCUGGGCAUUCAGGAACCCCGCAUAUGACUCCUCCAUGCGUGGACUGUUUCUAAAAUAGCAACAGCUGCUCAGCCCUGCUUAGUCAUCUAUUCUCGACCCAAAAAGGCGCAAGCGGAGAAUCCCUUAAAAUCGAUCGACGAGAAGACUGACUAGGGGAUUUGCAUGGUGACAAGCUCUUCCAUCCUGUUCCUGAAGCUGGAGCUGGUCUCCCCAUGCCUUUUGGAGCUUGACGAUGAGUUCGUUCCAUAACUUGGUGCUACAAGCAAAGAAGGCGCGCGCUGUCAUCAAUUACAGAGGAAAGAAAUCAGAUGCCAAGAAGAAUAAUCCGUCCAAGCACGCUGCAGGUCCAUCAUCGGUAUCGUCGUCAGUAGUGAACCUAGUUCCAACGUCGUCCCCCUGGGAUCUUCUCCCGGUUGAGAUCCAAAUCAAGAUAUUCGCCCACUGCGGUGUCACAGAUUUCCUACCGCUAAGGCUCGUCUGCAAGUCAUUCCAUCAGCUGCUUAACUCGCAGGAACAGUGGAUUACCCGGCAAUACCUUCGUCAGCGCCGCCAUGGAACGCUUCCAUCCCCAAUAGAUAGCGAGAGGACUUAUACUCGAAACCCAGAGGAUGAUGCAGUGCUGCUGUCGGAUCUGUUCCCACCGGCAAAGAGUGCCAAGGGUGGCCACAUAUACACUUUCAAAUACAUAUCUGGCCUGCGUCGCCGGCAGACACUUUGUUCAAGGCUCUGCUGCUACAUCGCAGACCGUGUCAUGGAUCGGUUUGUGCGCAAUGAGACAGCAUUCAUGAAAUCGAUGUUCUCCGCCAAGGCUGAGCGCUAUGUGUUUGUCCAGCGAACAACCGCGCGCUUAUGGUUUCAUCUCACUCCACUGAUGUAUUAUUCUUUAUACUUCCUCGAGUCAUACGCUCUUGCCAGGCGAGAGCAGACUAAUAUCCUUCUGCGUGACUGGGAAGCCGGACGCUUGCCAGUUCCUGUACCACCCCACAUCCGUAAAACUAUGUACCGGGAAUUGCAAGUAAAGAUAAUCAGAUCACCUCCUUUUACUGAUACCCCUACCCUUAUUGCCACACACCACUGCAUGCAGCUUCUAGUCUCAUACCUGCGGUACACUGUACCACCAGAUGAGCCUACGGUGUCGGAUGACAGCUGGAUUGGUUCUCUGCUUACAGUGUCACCAUUCCUUCGAAUAGUGGAGUACUUCUCCGCUGAGAUUGGGGACGGGGGCAAUCAGCGGAUGCAGCGGAAGGAUUUCAUGCACAACUUCCAUAACGACAUCACACUACAUGAAAAGGACGACAUCAACGCGUUGGUUUUCCAGAAUGCACCGAAUGUGCACCUUCAUGGUUCUGUGGAGGAUGUCUGGUUUGAUGUUGUGAAAGAGGAAUUAGCCUCAAGAAAGGCAGCGCCGCAUCCUGCAGAGCGAGUCAUGGUCUGGACUGGGUUGCCUGUACUGUUCUGCUGCCAAGACUGUCGCAUUUCAGAUGGAUGGCGCGCAUAAAGCAUUCGGUCGGUUUAGCAAGCAUUGCAUUAUUUGCAUUCUCAAGGCGAGGCGUUUCAUUGGUGUUUUGGUGUACUCCAGGGCGGAGAAUAUAUCCAUGUUGAUGCACGAGCUACUUGCGCGUCUUGGUCUUACUCUUUUGGCAUAUUAAUUCGAGCAGUCGCUUCUACAAAUGAUAGAAACUUAGUCUUGCU